CUGAAGAAAGAAGUUGUUACAAGAAGUUUGAAAGCAAAGAAUUCCUUUUCCUUUGCAAUACAUUUCAGUAUUCAAACCCAAAUCUUGGUAUAAAGCAAUGUAUAAAACCACAAGUAAAGACUUCUCUUAAUUAAAAACUUGCAUGUUUAAAAGUGCACCCAAACACUUUUCUCCCUUGCCUAUGAUUUCUAUAUUUAGUAUUAGUACGACGAGUAUAUAACAUUAACACAUCCAUCGCAAUCAUACAAUUCAAAAUACAAAACAGACAUAAAAUCGCAGUUGUUUCUAAGGAUUCCUUCAACACUUCAAAAUAUGGCAGAUUUUCCACGAAGAAGAUGGACUACAUCUAAGAUAGCCGUUCCUCGCCGUGGUCGGGUAGAUGAAGAAAUCAACCCAUCUUCAGGGUGGACUAAUGACUUUCCUGGAUUUCAUUGCCUCCUUGUUGAUCUUCCAGGUUUUGAGAAAGACGAUAUCAAGCUGAAUUUCGACGAACCUGGGAUCAUAGAAGUUAGUGGAAGGAGAAAGGUAGAUGAUGAAAAACAAGAGCAUUUUAAAAAGACCUUCAAUGUGCCAGAGGAUGGAGAUGUUGAGAACGGAGAAAUGAUAUUCGAGGGUGGUACACUAAGAGUACGUAUCCCAAAGGCGGCGAAAAAUGGAACGAGCAAACCAAGUAGUGCAGAUGGAGCUUCAACCAAAAACAUCAACACAGAUAAAAAAAAAAGAUACAGAUAUCAACAAUUCUGCUGUAGUUCCAAGCAAGAGUCCUGCUUCUAACAACAAAACGGAAAAGGGAAUGGAUGAUGAACCGGUAGAAUCUAAGACAAAAACUGAGAGCCCUGCUUCAAGUAACGGUACCAUGGGGGCGGAUAUUGAAGAAGCUAAUGCUAAUCAGAGCCUUGCACCAGGCAGUGACACCAAUGAGCCGAAAAAAAUAUCUACUACAGGCAGCAAUGAGAAGAAGACGAAAGAGAUAGAACAGAAAGACGGUGAUCAAGGGCCGAGUUCAGGAGAGGAAAAAAGUUCAAAGACAUCUGUACUAGUAAAGAUUGCUGAGAACAAAGGGAUUCUUUUAGCAUCCAUUAUAUCAUUUACACUUGGGAUGUUACUGUCUCACAAAAUGCACCCAUCACCAACUUAAUAAUUCUGUUUCUGUUCUGCUUCUUUAUAAAUUGUAUUGAUUGUUCGCAUGAACAAUGAUCAACAUGUGUUUAUUAGACCUUAUAUAUUUUCGGAUUCAUAUUGUAAUUGUCUAACAAAUGAAGUUAUACAUACAACAUUAGAGCAUAAGACAUAUCCCAAGUAUAAAUGAAGUGGUGCUAAUGAAUGUAAUGACAAACCAUCUCUUUCUAUGUUGCUACUGAAUAAUGUAAUGGAAGUUUUAUAUCAUUCAUCUUAA
Molecule: messenger RNA, 1396 nt
Organism: Chenopodium quinoa (quinoa)
Lineage: Eukaryota; Viridiplantae; Streptophyta; Magnoliopsida; Caryophyllales; Amaranthaceae
Product: 18.1 kDa class I heat shock protein-like
Exons: 2
Coding region: 313-774 (153 amino acids)
Source: RefSeq, a predicted model, not a curated record